CUUCAGCAGCCUAGCAUUAAUACACAACCUCUCAAGUCUCAAUUACCUUUGCUAACUAGAAAAAAUGGACUUACUUUCAAGUUCCCUAAUUAACUCCAUUGCAAUUGCACUCCUCUCUAUAAUAAUCUUGUUCUUGUUCCUUCACUAUCAUUAUCGUCCCUCCAAUUCCAAAGAGCCUCCCCUAGCACCGGGUGCAUGGCCAAUACUCGGUCACCUAAUUCCACUAUUUGCCGCUAAUUCACAAAAACCGCCACACAAAAUCUUGGGUUCCUUGGCCGACCAAUAUGGUCCUUUGUUCACUAUCAAGCUCGGUACCGCACGUGCCGUGGUACUCAGCAACUGGGAAAUGGCCAAAGAAUGCUUCACCACAAACGACAUCAUUGUUUCGUCUCGUCCCACCCUCAUCGCGACGCAACAAAUGGGCUACAACGGAGCCAUGUUCGGCCUGGCACCAUACGGUCCUUACUGGCGCGAGCUCCGGAAAAUCAUAACUCUAGAGAUCCUUUCCGGUCGCCGCGUUGAGCAACUCGGCCAUGUCCGUGUCUCCGAAGUUCAAACCUCAAUCAAUGAGCUGUACUAUGUUUGGUGUAGCAAAAAGAAUGAGGAGUCUGGUUACAUGUUGGUGGAAUUGAAGCAGUGGUUUACCGAGGUGACGUUCAACAUGGUUCUUCGGAUGGCUGUUGGCAAGCGCUAUAUUGGUGGCGGCGACGUGGUUGAGGAGCGUUGUAUGAGUGCUUUGAGGAAGUUUAUGCGUUUGAUGGGGUUGUUCACGGUGGGAGAUGCGGUUCCUUGGAUGAGAUGGUUUGAUUUUGGUGGACAUGUGAAGGAGAUGAAGGAAACUGCUAAGGAGUUGGACAGAGUUGUAGGGGAGUGGCUAGAGGAGCACCGGCGGCUGAGGGCCAUGUUGGGCGAAAAGGUUGACCGUGAUGAUGAACAAGACUUCAUGGACAUCAUGAUUUCAUUGGUUGAUGGAACAAUUAUUGAUGGGUUUGAUGGUGAUACCAUCAUCAAAGCCACAGUCCUGACAUUAUUUUUAGGAGGAGCUGAGACAACCACUGUGACCCUUACAUGGGCAAUAUGUUUGUUACUAAAAAAUCCUCACAUAUUGGAAAAAGCAAAAGAAGAACUCAAUACUAAAGUUGGUAAAGACAAAUGCAUAAGUGAGUCAGAUUUAAGCAAGUUGGUGUAUCUUCAAGCCAUAGUCAAAGAAACACUAAGAUUGUGUCCACCGGGACCUCUUUCAGCACCUCGUGAGUUUUCAGAGAAUUGCACUUUAGGAAGCUACCAAGUCAAAAAGGGAACUCGACUCAUAACAAAUCUUUGGAAGAUCAACACCGAUGCAAGUGUUUGGCCAGAUCCAUUGGAUUUCAGACCAGAAAGGUUCCUUACAACUCAUAAAGAUGUUGAUGUUAGGGGUCAUCAUUUCGAGUUGUUACCAUUUGGAUGUGGUAGGAGGAUUUGUCCUGGAAUAUCAUUUGGCCUACAAAUGGUUCAUUUUACUCUGGCUAGUUUUUUGCAUUCCUUUGAAAUCUUGAAUCCAUCCGGUGAGCAUGUUGACAUGACUGAAUCCUUUGGAUUGACCAACGCCAAAGCUACUCCACUUGAGGUUCUUGUUAAACCAAGUUUGUCUACAAAUUGUUAUGAAACCAUGUAAUCUUUGUGUUAGCAGGGUGAUCUUUCGUGGUUUUGGAAUAAAAUUACACUAGUCUUCCAGAGUGCUAUGAAAUCA
This is a messenger RNA of Lotus japonicus, 1729 nucleotides long. Its product is annotated as cytochrome P450 82A4-like. The transcript has 2 exons. Gene Ontology annotation, molecular function: monooxygenase activity; heme binding; oxidoreductase activity, acting on paired donors, with incorporation or reduction of molecular oxygen. The record is from RefSeq and is a predicted model, not a curated record. Bases 65 to 1654 code for a protein of 529 amino acids. Gene Ontology annotation, biological process: defense response to other organism. Lineage: Eukaryota; Viridiplantae; Streptophyta; Magnoliopsida; Fabales; Fabaceae.